CCAUUCGCGGCGAGAUGGAGAAGCGGCAAAGGGAGCUGGAGGCGCUGGUCUCCACGCAGAAGGAGCAGCUUGGGCGCUACGAGAAGCGGCUGAAGGACGUGGUCACCGCCUACAAGGGACUGCUGAAGGAGAAGGAGGCGCUGGAGACGAGUCUGGCGGCGCAUGCGGAGGCCACGGCGGUGGGUGAUGCGGGAUCGCCGGCCAGGGAGGUGGAGUCCCAGAACACCAGCACAGAUUCCGCGGACGGAGCGGCAGAGGGAGGUGCUGCUCCUCCUCCUCCUCCCGCCGAUGGACAACUGCAGACCCAGAUUAUCACCCUGAUGAACUCGCUGGCCACUCUGUCGGCCGAGAAAUCCCGCAUGGAGGCCUCCUUCCAGGCGGACAAGAAGCAACUGCGCAGCCAAAUCGCCCAGAAGGAGCAGUCCAUCCAGGAGCUGCACCUGCGGGCCAAGGAGCAGACUGUGCGGGCCAAAAGCGACGUGGACGAAGUCAAGGCCAAGUGGAUUGUGGAGCGGCAGGAGCGUGAGAAGGAGACCAACAACCAGAUGCUCAUGAUCCGCGAGCUGCAGAAGCUCUAUGCCGACGAACGCCAUCUGAAGGACAACAUCGAGAUGCAGCUGAACAAUUUCAAGACUCAGUUCGCCAGCAACGAAGCGGAGAACAGCCGACUGCGCGAACUGCAGUCGCAACUGAAGGAGGCGCGCUCCCAGCUGAAGCAAUUCCAGACCAAGGCGGAGCAGUCGGCGGCCGCAGCCGCCAGUGCGGAUAGUGCGGCUCUGCUGCAGCAGGUGCGCCUGGAAAUGCAGCAGCUGAAGGAGCAGCAUGCGGUGGCCAUUCGGCAGGAACAAAGACGCGUGCUGCGGGCCGAGGAGCAGAGUCGCAGGCAGGCGGCUCUCCACGAGGAUCGCGUGGCCAGCCUGGAGGCCCGACUGGCGGAGCUCAGCACCACAGUGGGCAGAUACGAUCGCCUGCGUCAGCAGGAUCAGGAGAGCAUCCACGACCUCAAGCAGCAGUUGCAGGUCCACGUCCGUCCCACAGCCAAUUCAACGGCUCUUGGUGAAGAUGUGGACGUGGCCACGCUGGUGGACGAGAUGGUGCGCCUCAAGAAGCUGCUUACCACUGCCAAUGCCCGAUCCGCCAAUCCCAUGGACCUCGCCGAGAUCCUUUCUCUGAGCGGCCAAACGACAACGCGGGCCGAAAGUCACGCCCAUUGCGAGCAACAGCUGCAGGGAGUUCAGCAAAUGCUAGAGGCGGCCAAACAGCAGCGACAACUGCUCGAACAGAAGGUGCAGCUGCAGCACUCGCACAUCCAGACGCUGCAGGAGAAGGUGCAGGUGCUGAAUCGCAACAUCGACGAGGCAGAAAUCGAUCUGAAGCAGCAGGGCGAGAAGCUGCGCUUGGCCCUGAAGAGCGAGCGCAGCAAGUGGCAGGAGGCCAAGGCGGAGCUGGAGAACGAGACGCGCUGCAAGCUCAACGAACUGGAGCAGCUGCUGCAGAAGCAGCGCCAGAGAUCCCUGCAGCUGCUCGACGAGAAGGAGCAGGAGAUCAAGACGCUGCAGACCUCCUUCGAGGUCUUUCACUCGGCCAGCGGUGUGGGCCACAGCACACUGGCCACGCCCACGCUGGAAGCCGCCGCGGAAUCCUUUAACUAUUCCUCCGACGCCGACAGCGUGGCCGAGGCCGAGGGCAGCGAGCGGCGGGAACGCAAGCUUAAGGUGCGCUCCAAGAAGAUGUCGCUGGGGGAAAACUGCCACAUGCUGCACUACGCCAAUGAGUUGGCGCGCAAGGACAUCGAGAUCACCAAUCUGCGCAAGGCCAAGUACGCCGCCGAGUCGACGCUUAGAAAAGCUAUCCAAGAUAAGGUUACAUCGCAGCAGGAAAUGCACGAGAAGAUCGAGUGCCUGGAAGAGCAGGUGGACAGACUCGAACGCUGCAAGACGCGCGAGGGCGCCAAUCUGGAGUACCUGAAGAACGUGAUCAUCAGCUACAUUGUUACCCGGGACGCGGACGGCAAGCGUCACAUGCUGAACGCCAUCUCGGCGGUGCUCCAGUUCACCGCCGCCGAGAUGCAGGCGAUCAAUGCCUCAUUCCAGAAGAAAUAACAUUCGUAUUUUGUUUAUAACAAUCAUGUGCAACAUAUUUAAGUCCUUAAAUUGGUCACUAACUAAAUCCAA
This is a messenger RNA of Drosophila takahashii, 2174 nucleotides long. RefSeq names its product GRIP and coiled-coil domain containing 88 kDa (gene GCC88). Lineage: Eukaryota; Metazoa; Arthropoda; Insecta; Diptera; Drosophilidae. Gene Ontology annotation, cellular component: Golgi apparatus. The record is from RefSeq and is a predicted model, not a curated record.